UUUUUUCGAGAAAGAUCAUAAAAAAAAACAUACACACAUCAACGAAAAGGCUCGAAAUAUAAAGUGAAGCAAUAGUAUCGUUUACUCUUUUUUUUUCAAUAACAUAACGUUUUGACUUCGGAGAUUCAAGCAACCACGUUUAACACUCGUUCUUCUUGUCUAUUAUCAGAUCCCCUUUUUCUUUCUUUUUCUUUAUAUAUACAUAUUUAUUUAAAAUAUGGAGCUAAUUCUUGAUAUAAAAGUGAUUGAGCAUCCGGUUGUUGUAAAUGAUUUAAUGAAUAAUACAUGUAGAACUGUUCCUGAAUUUAAUAUCAUUGUAAAGACAAAGACAUGCACAACUAAUCUUAUUCGAUACGUUCCUGACUUUAUCAACUUUAAUAAUCUUGUGAAAACACACUAUCAAAAAGUCAAGGUUCCGUUUCCAACUUUAACAGAAACGAUUAAAAAAAAAGCUGGAAAAAGAAGAAGUAUUCGAAAUCUAUUCUUUCAUAUGUCUGUCAAGAGUAAUGCAAAGAAAAUUGAAAAAUAUCUUUGGUUUUGUUCAUCAGAUCCUCUUCUCAAGAGCUCCACUCUCUUACGUGACUUUUUCUCCCCACAAAGAGAAGGUGAUUUUAUUGAGAAUGAUUUGCUUUUACAAUCACAUGAUGUUUCAUCAGAUGAUCAACUGGUACCAUCACCAUCAGGGCAACUACUAGAAGAGGAAAUAGAAGAAGUAGUUAUUGACUGUCAUUCAUCAGUAGUCAUUCUUAAGGAUAAACAAGAACGGUUGACUAGUCCUAGAGUAUCAAUCGUUAAUUUAACAAACGAAUUGAGUCAUCAUAGUAGUAAUAGUAGUAGUAGUAACCUAUUAGAUUACUUGAAAUGUCAACAAAAUCUAUCAAUUAUAGACACUUCUAUACCUCUUGAACAUUUAGAGAUGGUGAAGGUUUUAGGAAAAGGAUGUAUGGGCAAGGUUAUUUUAGUGAGAUCUAAGAAAAGCAAAAAGAUAUAUGCUUUGAAAUCUAUAAUAAAAGAACACGUUAUUGAACAAAGAGAAAUUACACAUACAUUAGAUGAAAAAGAUAUUUUAGUCAAGCUUUCUCAGAUUAAUCAUCCUUAUCUUGCAAAACUCUAUACCUCUUUUCAAGAUGAAUAUCGCUUAUACCUCUUAACGACUUAUUACUCGGGUGGCGAUAUUGCUACUUAUAUGGCUAGAUUGUAUAGUUUCUCUCAUGAUUGUGCCCUAUUUUAUGCAGCAGAGAUCAUUGAAGGUAUCGGUGAACUACAUCGAUUAGGUAUCCUUUAUCGUGAUUUAAAACCUGAAAACAUCUUAUUGACAAAUGAUGGACAUAUCAUAUUAACUGACUUUGGACUAAGUAAAUGGUUAGUGGAAUCCAAUAACUAUACUACUCACACUUUCUGUGGCACAGCAGAGUACCUAGCUCCAGAGGUUCUUUUAGGAGAACCCUAUUCGUUUACCAUUGAUUAUUGGAGUUUUGGUACUAUUCUUUAUGAGAUGUUAGCAGGUAUUACCCCCUUCUGGGCUGAUAACCAUGCUGAUAUGUAUCGUCGUGUACUCGAAGAUCCUUUAGAGUUCCCAGGUGACAUCUUUGAUUUCGAAACAGCAGAAUUUCUCACAGACAUACUCGACCGUGAUCCCAGAACUCGUUUAGGUGCAAAUGGUGUUCAGGAAAUUAAAGAACAUGUGUAUUUCGCUGAUAUUAAUUGGGAUGACAUUAAACAUCGUCGAUUGCAACCUCCUUACUUACCCUCCGUUACAAAUGAAUUAGAUUUUUCGAACUUUGAUCCUGAUUUUCUAGCAAUGACUCCUGCUUUGACUCCUAUGGCCUCUGGGAUAGAAUUAUCAAAUGAAAUACAAGACAUCUUUGAUGGCUAUUCUUUUACAGAUGAAGCUUAUGCUGAACUAGAAUAUGCAUCAUCUCUAUGUCUCGAUCAUGAUGAUAAUAAUAAAUAUAGACGAUGCUCGCUCCAUGAGGAUGGAUUCUAUCAAGAUCAUCAUCAAGACUAUCUCACUCAAUCAAUUCAGCCCGCUCGUAAACGUGGUAGUAUCAGUAUACUAUCCAAUAUUGACAAAAACAGCAGUAAUGUCGACAUUCGAAUACAGUCAAACAACCAUUCUUCAUUUAAAGAUGAAGAAAUUGCUCGAUAUGCUAAACGUCGAAACACAAAUACAUCAGAAGAAAAACAAUCAAUUCAACAACAAUGCAUGCUGGACAUGCGACAACAACAAUUGCUAGAUCAUAGUGCUUUCUCUACUAAUCUACCAGUUAUUGCAGCUCUUAUGGAAUUUGAAACUAUAAACAAAACUAAAAUCAUCAGUAAGAAUAAAAAAAUAACUACAAUCACUAAGUCUUUCAAUAGUAGUAGUAAUAGCAGUAAGCAAAGUAGUAGUAGUAAUAGUAGUAGUAGUAGCAAAGUUCGUAAGUUCUUUUCGUCUUUCCUUUUAUCUUUAUAAUAUUAUAUGCCACUCUUCCCUUUUUUUUUUUUUCUUAAAUUAUCAUUCACUUUCCAUCAUACCCUUCCUUUAAUUAUUUACAACAUAUCUAUUUAAAAUAAUAAUCAUUUAUUUUUUUUAUUGUACAACAACAAUAGUUUUUAUUAUAAUAUUUACAUAUUUAUCAUAAUAAUAUCAAAAUCUCCUUUUU
This is a messenger RNA of Cokeromyces recurvatus, 2645 nucleotides long. Its product is annotated as kinase-like domain-containing protein. Bases 218 to 2455 code for a protein of 745 amino acids. The record is from RefSeq and is a predicted model, not a curated record. Lineage: Eukaryota; Fungi; Mucoromycota; Mucoromycetes; Mucorales; Mucoraceae. Gene Ontology annotation, biological process: protein phosphorylation. Gene Ontology annotation, molecular function: ATP binding; protein serine/threonine kinase activity; phosphatidylinositol binding. The transcript has 5 exons.